CUAAUCGACACAAACAAAGACGGAACUAUGACCAGACAAGAAAUGAAAGAAAAUCUUCAUCUUAUGUCCACAGAUUUGGCAGGGAAAGAAGACGAUGUUCUCCAUUUUUUAGACAUUGAUGAAGAUGGAGAGGUCUCUCCGUGUGAUAAUGAAGUAGAUAUCAAACUGAUUGACAAAGACAGAAAUGGUCUCAAGUCCAAAGAGGAGUAUCGAAGAUACAUUGGAAAGAGAUGCAGAAGUAGGAAGGGUCGUUGA
This is a messenger RNA of Candidula unifasciata, 255 nucleotides long. NCBI's taxonomy places the organism in Eukaryota, Metazoa, Mollusca, Gastropoda, Stylommatophora, Geomitridae. The record is from the annotation of a GenBank genome assembly.